Xiphophorus couchianus (Monterrey platyfish) is the source of this 3513-nucleotide messenger RNA. RefSeq names its product parathyroid hormone 3 receptor (gene pth3r). Gene Ontology annotation, molecular function: parathyroid hormone receptor activity; G protein-coupled peptide receptor activity; peptide hormone binding. Lineage: Eukaryota; Metazoa; Chordata; Actinopteri; Cyprinodontiformes; Poeciliidae. Gene Ontology annotation, cellular component: plasma membrane. Gene Ontology annotation, biological process: cell surface receptor signaling pathway; adenylate cyclase-modulating G protein-coupled receptor signaling pathway. The coding region runs from base 283 to 1941 and encodes 552 amino acids. The record is from RefSeq and is a predicted model, not a curated record. The transcript has 13 exons.
UUCAUCCUCUGUGCUCAGUCUGAUGGCUCUGCGUCCCACUGAAAUGUCUAAACAUUAAGGAAAAAUAAUAUUUUUAUUUUUUUUAAAAAAACGUAUUCCUGCAUAUCAGGAAAAAAACCUUUUUGUUUUGGACUUAUUAAAUUUUGAGCACUGAUGGGACACAAGAGAGCAAAGCUGCAGAAGUUAAAGUCGGCGGUGCGACCUGAGGAGCGGCGCGUUGCCAGAGGCUGCGGGGAAAGUUGUGCGUUUCUCUUUCUGAGGCUUUUUUCACUAAAAUAAAUAAUGUCAUCUCUGCAGGGAGUUUCUGCUGUAGCUCUUUUUCACUGCAUGUUGACAGCUGCUGCACUGAUAGACUCCGAUGACGUCAUCACGCGAGACGAGCAGAUCUUUGUUCUGAUUGGUGCACACGCCCGCUGUGAGAGGAGCAUCCGCGCACAAAUGGCCCUCAUCAAAGACGGGGACUGUUCUCCGGAGUGGGAUGGGAUUAUCUGCUGGCCCCGGAGCCGAGCGGGCCAGCUGGUCUCAGUGCAGUGCCCAGCAUACAUCUAUGACUUCAACCACAGAGGGCGAGCUUACCGCCAGUGUGAUGGGUCAGGGAACUGGGAGCUGGUGCCCAGUAACAACCGCACAUGGGCAAACUACACGGAGUGCACCCGAUACCUGGCCUCCAACCACAGAAACCUGGAGGAGAAGGUGUUUCAGCGCCUCCAUCUCAUGUACACUAUCGGCUACUCCAUUUCUCUGGCGUCUUUGUUGGUGGCGAUCUCCAUCCUUUGCUAUUUCAAGCGCCUCCACUGCACACGCAAUUACAUUCACAUUCACCUCUUCACCUCCUUCAUCUGUCGAGCUGUUAGCAUCUUUGUGAAGGACGCUGUGCUCUACUCCAUAUCUGACGCCAGCAGAGCUGAGUCUGAGUUCACAACUGUGAAACAGCCCAUGGCUGGGUGUAAAGCUGCGGUUACGCUCUUCCUGUACUUCCUGGCAACCAAUCACUACUGGAUUCUGGUGGAGGGAUUGUACCUCCACAGCCUCAUCUUCAUGGCGUUCCUGUCUGACAAGAACUACUUGUGGGCUCUGACCAUCAUGGGCUGGGGUGUUCCGGCUGUGUUUGUGUCCAUUUGGGUCAGCGCUCGAGCUUCGCUGGCAGAUACUCAAUGUUGGGACAUCAGCGCCGGAAACCUGAAGUGGAUCUACCAAGUUCCCAUUCUGGCAGCCAUUGUUGUGAAUUUCCUCCUUUUCCUAAACAUAAUCCGUGUUCUGGCCUCUAAACUGUGGGAAACCAACACCGGAAAACUGGAUCCUCGACAGCAGUACAGGAAGCUCCUGAAGUCCACCCUGGUCCUGAUGCCUCUGUUCGGAGUCCACUACAUAGUUUUUAUGGCCCUCCCCUACACUGAGGUGACUGGGCUGCUGUGGCAGGUGCAGAUGCAUUAUGAGAUGUUCUUCAACUCUUCUCAGGGGUUUUUUGUGGCGUUCAUCUACUGCUUCUGCAAUGGCGAGGUGCAGGCAGAGGUAAAAAAGGCCUGGUUAAGACGCAGCUUGGUGCUGGACCUCAAGCAGAAAGCCAGGAUGACGAGCAGCGGCGGCGGGAGCUGCUACUACGGCGGCAUGAUGUCCCACGCCACCACCCACAGCGUCUGCAUGUCCGCCAUUCAUCCCAGGGCUUUCUCCUUCACCGCGGGGUCAGGAGGGGCCGCUGGGGGGUCAGGGGUCAGGCCGCCACGUCACUCUGCCCCGUCGUCGCUCCACCACAACCACAGCAGCGUGUGUGUGUUCGUUCCCAGCACCGCUGAGACCUCAGGCUCCCAGCAGGACGCGGCGGUGUGGAAACCAGGGAGGGCCGAGUCCAGACCCAACAAAGAGAAUGAUAACAGCAGCAGCAACGCAGCAGCAGAUCCAGACUGCUCCGUACCUGUGAAAGAGCUAGAAACCAUUUUAUAAUCUUCACUGAUCGUUGUUGGCAGGACACAGCGGUUUUGAAACUGGAUCCUUUCUGCGUCGUCGUCAUGGUUAUAUGGAGGGAUUCACUAUAUUCACUGUCUUAGAAAUUGAUGGUUUCUCCUUUUAUUCUGACAAGAAAAAAGCAGAAUAAAUCCCCGUUAUGGGCUGCCCACUCUAAUAACUACACAAAACAAAAGUAUAUAGACCCGUUGCAGCGCAAGAUCCCACCGCCAUCAUUCUGCAAAAAGCUGCUGGCUGACCAUGACCAGUAUUGGUUUUAACUGUUAGACUUUAAAUAUAACACACUAAGUCUUAAGAAGGAUGUAGUUCAGUUAUUCUUGUUUGACUUUGACAACCUUAAUAUAUAGAUGUGACGUAUUUUUACUAAAUAAAAAACAAAAACGGCCAACACUCCAACUCUUAACAGAUCAUUGGUAGAGCAGGUGUUUAAAUUAGCUAGCCAACCCCCGCUGUGUUAGCUUAGCUAAUAGCAGCGAUAGCUAAUCUACCACAAUGAUCACAAAGCAAACUUCAAACUUGAAAACAUGAUAAUGUAACGGACCGAAUGUUCUGUUGUUUGUAUGGGAAAUGUUUGCGUGUUUUUUCGGAGUUGAAUCCUGAAAUGUGUCCGUUUCUAUGGCAACGUAGCGCAGCAGAGAGUGAGAAAAAAAAUACAAAUAGGAAUAGUUUUGAGUUGUUCUUCAGUGGUUUUUCGGCGUUAUUUUCCCCUCUUCUGCGGCGCGCUGCCCUGAAUUACAAAUACCUACAUCUCAAGGUUUCAUUUUGUUUACGGGAUUGUUCUACCGCGGCUGCGCGAAUAGGGAUGACGUGUAUAAGAAUCGCCUUUUUGCCCUCCAGCGUUGUGCGCAUGCGCGAAAUUUCCGGAUCUAAACAAUAACUUGCGAGGGUCUAUAGCAAAACUAAAGUCAUUUCCUGCGACUUUAUAAUCGCAAGUUCGCUUAAAUAUUGACAUUACUCUAAGGAUAUAUAUUACAAUGGUGAUGAUAACAAAAAUGCACCGAAAUAAAUCUAGAAAUAAACUUACAUGAAACAUAAAGGAGUGCAAACAAUUGAACAAAUCCACAGAAAUAAGGAGGGGCUCCUGAUCUUAAAGUCACACAUUUAUAACAGUCAUAAUGGUUUGUAAAGUGUUUACAGUGAGUUAUAGAAACAAUCCGAAUAACUAAAGACAUUUUGUGUAAUGAUAACAAAACAGAAGUACGACCCAUUUACACCUUCCAAAAGUAUUCAUACCUUUUGGACCAGCUCUCACUUUCUUCCUGAUCUGAUCCAUGGAUUGUACUUCAGCACUAAAUUAAAGAGCAGGGUGUGAAUACUUUUGUAAGGCUGUGUGUUUUGUUAACAAUUUGAAGUUUGUGUUUCACUGCACUACAAAAACGCAAAAUUUUACAAAGUAAUUUUGGUCUAGUUUCUAGUGCAAACACCUAAGUGCACCUUAUAUAAAGUUAUAAGUAACUUUUCAGCAAGAUGUAGGAGCUUGUUUUAAGUCAAAAAUUCUUAUUUAUGGAUUAAAAAGUUCUAUUUCCUCUAGCAAAUUAUUUCACUAAUGUC